UAAUAAAAGAUUUCUCGUGCCUUAAUAAAUACUUGUUGUAUGCCUGCGAUUUCCCUCAGUUCGUAUUCAAUCCUUAAUCAAUCAACAAUGAAUUCACAUCGAGUUGAACGAGUUGUCUUUAAUGAUCGACUUGGCUAUGCCGUUAUUUACUAUAAUCCAAUCACUUCCGGUGGAGUAAAAGUUCCUCGAUCAGAGGACAUUUGUGAACGUCGUCGCCGUCAAGCUCUUCAACCAUUUGACGAUCCAAUUGAUGAAAAAUUUAUUGAUGAAAUAGAAGCGAUGGUCAGAAAAAAGGAAAGAGACGCAGCAUCAAAGGAAAUUGAACAUAUUUGUGAUGAGAUUAAUGAUUUAUUUCGUGAUGUUGAGCAACUAGAUUUGAAGCACCGUGACAUUUUAAAUUCUCGUGUUAGAGAGCAAAUUAAAGGAAAGUCAGCUAAUGAUAUUUGUGAUAUUUUAGUUAAGGACGUGCUAAAGCAUACAAAUCCAAUUUAUAAUCGUGUCAAACAAGAUACAUUUCCACAUAAAAUGAAAUAUAAAAUUUUAGCUGCGGGAAUUAAACGAGCUCCAUCACCACCACCAGUGAGGCACGCUAGACAAUUGUUAGAAGAAGAUCUUAAAGAAAGGAAUGAGGAGAAGAAAAAGCAAGAAAGUGCUAUUAAAAGAAUUAAAAAGUAUAUGGAUGAGAAUGUGAUGACGGAAGUUUAUGGAAGGAAAUACAAGCGAGAAAUUGACAGAAUCCAAAAUGACAUAAAACUUCUCAAGUAUCGGUGUACGGAGAAGCUUAAUUUUAGAUAGAAAAACUGAGAAAAACUUUGUGGAACACUACACGCGACAGCUCGUGUAGCUUGUUAUUUAUCCACAAUUAAUUUUAUGUCCCUUGUACCUAAUUUCGCUUAAUUACCAAAAAAUAUAAUCUUAAUGAUUUAUUAGUUCAUUUUUUGGCACUCUACAUCGCAUCUAUAAAUAUCCACAGAUGUUUUAUUACUCAACCAACUGCAAAGAAAUUUCCUGACAUGCACGAGAUCAGAAACUAUCAAAUUUUAUUAAAUCUUCAUUAUUUUAUUCAACUAAUAUGUUGUUUAUACCGGACCUUGAGUAAACUCUCUGUGUUGUGCUUGUAUUACGUCUUCUAAAUGAGAUAAAAAUUGAGACGAUUUUCUUAUUCCUUUAUUUUUUGACGGCCCAUAGUCAUCGCGAAGAAGAUGAUCAUAAAUAUCGUCUUUCAUUCGUUU
This is a messenger RNA of Chironomus riparius, 1232 nucleotides long. Lineage: Eukaryota; Metazoa; Arthropoda; Insecta; Diptera; Chironomidae. The record is from the annotation of a GenBank genome assembly.